AUGCCUCGCAUCCGCUGCAGGGCUUUGCCCACCCUCCAGGCCCCCGUCUCCAUUCAGACCCCGAUGACCAGAAUCUCCCAAUUCACACCACAGACAACAAGCACACCGUCAUUCCUUUCCUCGCGACCCUUCUCCUCGCUUCUCUCCACGCCAACCCGCUUCCAACCAUCGCAGACCCUCACCACUCCCAUUACCUCGUCUGUGUCCUCACUGCUCGCCCAGAAGCCUUUCCAGGCCCGCUCCUUCUCGGCAUCUGCUUCGCUAGGCGUGCGCCGUGUUACCUACAACCCCUCGCGACGAGUCCAGAAGCGCCGCCAUGGUUUCCUGGCUCGGAACAAAGCUCAAAAGGGACGGCUGACUCUUACGCGCCGGCGGGUAAAGGGACGUAAGGCGAUGAGCUGGUAA
Messenger RNA from Penicillium atrosanguineum, 405 nucleotides. RefSeq names its product mitochondrial 54S ribosomal protein bL34m. Bases 1 to 405 code for a protein of 134 amino acids. The record is from RefSeq and is a predicted model, not a curated record. The transcript has 2 exons. Gene Ontology annotation, molecular function: structural constituent of ribosome. Lineage: Eukaryota; Fungi; Ascomycota; Eurotiomycetes; Eurotiales; Aspergillaceae. Gene Ontology annotation, biological process: translation. Gene Ontology annotation, cellular component: mitochondrial large ribosomal subunit; ribosome.